UAAACCGGUUGCGCUGCCGUCUGGUUGUUCAAACGCAGGUACGCCGUGCCAAGUGGCAGUCGAUAGCUCCAGUUCCAGCUCCACGCCACAGAAACUCCAACAACUCCAACAACUCCAACAACUCCAAUCUCACUCAGCCACUCAGAGAAGUAAACAAACAAAAAUGUCGCAGGUGAAGAACGAGAAAGUGGGCAUCGUGGGCAGCGGACUCAUCGGCCGCUCGUGGUCCAUGCUGUUCGCCUCGGUGGGCUACCAGGUGGUGCUCUUCGACAUCCUGCCCGAGCAGGUGUCCACCGCCCUGACCGCCACCCAGAAGGAGCUGCAGGACCUGGAGGCCAAGGGCCUUCUGCGUGGCAAGCUGACCGCCGCCCAGCAGUUUGCCUGCAUCUCGGGCACCAACGACCUCAAGGAGCUGGUCAAGGGUGCCAUCUUCGUCCAGGAGUGCAUCCCCGAGCGCCUCGACCUCAAGGUGGCCCUCUACAAGCAGCUGGACGCCGUCGUCGGCCCCAACACCAUCCUCUCCAGCUCCACCAGCACGUUUCUGCCCUCCCUCUUCAGCGCUGACCUGAAGAACAAGGCCAACGUUUUGGUGUCGCAUCCCGUCAACCCGCCAUACUACGUGCCGCUGGUCGAGAUCGUGCCGGCCCCCUGGACCAAACCGGAAUGGGUGCAGAAGACGCGGGCCAUCAUGGACGAGAUCGGGCAGAAACCAGUUACGCUGUCGCGGGAGAUCGAGGGCUUCGCCCUCAACCGCAUCCAGUACGCGAUCCUCAACGAGACGUGGCGCCUGGUGGAGGCGGGCAUUCUGAACGUCAAGGACAUCGACAGCGUGAUGAGCAACGGGCUGGGGCCGCGCUACGCGUUCCUCGGCCCCCUGGAGACCGCCCACCUGAACGCCGAGGGCAUGGCCAACUACUUCGAGCGCUACUCGAAGACCAUCUACGCGGUCAGCGAGACGAUGGGACCCACCCCCAAGAUGGAGGGUCCCGUUGCCGUCGAGGUGGCCAAGCAGCUGGGCGAGAUGGUGCCGCUGGACCAGCUGGCCGCCCGCCGCAACUACCGCGACAACUGCCUCACCCAGUUGAGCAUUCUCAAGAGCAAGCUCAACAAGUAGACCUUUUUUGUUUAUUGUUUGUUAUUUCCUACUUAUGCCCGUUAAAUAUAUGGAAGUUUAUUAUCUGGUAA
This is a messenger RNA of Drosophila elegans, 1185 nucleotides long. It is a transcript of the gene Had1, whose product is annotated as lambda-crystallin homolog. The coding region runs from base 164 to 1114 and encodes 316 amino acids. The record is from RefSeq and is a predicted model, not a curated record. NCBI's taxonomy places the organism in Eukaryota, Metazoa, Arthropoda, Insecta, Diptera, Drosophilidae. The transcript is spliced from 3 exons. Gene Ontology annotation, molecular function: NAD+ binding; oxidoreductase activity, acting on the CH-OH group of donors, NAD or NADP as acceptor. Gene Ontology annotation, biological process: fatty acid metabolic process.